GCUCCCCCGCCCCGGAAGAGACGACGCAGAACGGCGGCGAGUGGCCCCCAAGAUGACUGCUUCUCGUGCCGCAAGAGGGCCGUGCCUUGUGAUCGCAACCGUCCGUACUGCACGCCGUGUGUGGAAAUGGGGAAGGAAUGUCCAGGAUACAAGACUACUUUGACGUGGGGCGUGGGCGUCGCCAGCAGGGGAAAGUUGAGAGGCCUGUCGUGUCCCAUCGCAGGCAAAAGUGUAGACGACCCGCGACAUCAAAAGAGCUCUGCAACGAAGGCCAAGCAUGAAGAUACAUCUGCACCCACAUCGAUCUCGACUACCCAAACCCAAGGACAACAUGCCCGGCAGACUCCUCGGGUAUCAGAGCUUCCCCAAAUCCGUCCGCAUCCUCUGCGGCAUCGUUCGCUACAACAUAUACAUACUACUCUCCGUCCCCAAUACGAUGCUCGUGGCAUGCCAAGCUCUGGGAGUUCACGAGGCUUCUUUGCUGAGCAGGAGUACCAUUCGCCGGCCGAAUAUCCCGUGACUCCGCAAUCUGCGUUCAGCGAUCCCUAUGCCCAGGCCUAUACGGCCCCAUACACCGGUCAGCCGUUGAGUAGCUCAGUUGACAGCCUCACGUCGAAUGUGCGUGGUGCCUCGCUUGGCUCAUACGGACACCGUAUGAGCUCGAGCAUAGACUCUGUGCAGAGCCACGGCCUUUUUGGUUCGAGCGGCGGUGCCACUACUGUCCAUUACCAGUCGACAACCUACCACCACGAUGAAGUCCUAUUCAGCCCGCUAGCCGACAUGUCAACCAUCAAUCCUUUCGAUGACCUCGAGGGCCAUUUCCCGCAGGAUGAAGACGAAGACCAGAAGACGCUUCAGCUACUCGAUCCUCGCUUCAGCACUCCUUUCUUCCACAUCACGCCGCGCCUGCAGAGCCUCAUGGAGUACUACGACCGCCAUAUCUGCACCUAUCUCGUUGCAUUUGAUGGGUCCGAGAAUCCCUACCGAAAGCACGUUCUUCAAUUAGCAAUGCACAACGAAGGCCUACAGAACGCAAUUGCCGCUCUUGCGACGAACAACAUGCGUAUGCGCAGACAACCUCCACCUCGCCAAAUGGGCAUCGUUGAGGAAAUCACCGAUGCCUUUGAUGGGUCACACAAGCCGAAGGAUCUGAAUGAGCCCACGGUUGAAGAGCUUUGCUACAAACAGAUGUCCAUUGAUCAACUCAACAUGCAGCUUACAGACUCCCGAGCGGCCCACGAUGAUUCUGUCUUGGCGACACUUCUCAUCCUCUGCCUAUUCCACGUUUGCGAUUCUGGAUUCAGCAAAUUCAAAACCCAGCUGGCUGGGGUGCAGAAAUUGCUUUCUUUGAGAGAUCGACAAACGCAGUCCGACUUUACAGGCUGGGUCGAGAUGUUCUUUCUAUGGUUUGAUGUAUUGACGAGUGCUGUCAACGACCGCGAAAUGCAGAUCAAGAGCGAGUCUCUUGAUAUGCUCGAUUAUGGCUCAGGUCUAGGAGCUUUAGAGCAGUUCUCCGGCUGCGACGGAAGGUUGUUCAAGCUGAUUGCGAGGCUCGGCCGCCUGAAUCUUCUCGCUCAAGGCCGAGCGGUCCGACCACAAGGCAGCGUAGAUCGUAUGCCGCGGCCACCAUCUACCCAUAAAGCUCACACGCCGUCCUUCAAGAAGCGAAAGCUGCCCGCAAAAACGCUUCAUAUCAUCGACUGCGAGCGCAUCGAUGGCAAUGGCUGGGGCUCACCGAUAACAUCUUCGGAUGAAGAAGACAACGCAUCGUCCCACAGGUUGCACGAGCUUCAUCACAGCACCACCUCUGAUCCCGAUCACCGCCAGGAGUUCUGGUCGGAAUGGAACGACAUUCGCGCUCGCCUCCAGGCUUGGACGAUGGCCACAUAUUCAGUACCUCCGCCAAGCGAAAGCACAAGCGCGCAAGACUUCGAGCUCGGCCGACGAGACAUGCUACACAUCAACGAAUCCUUCCGCUACUCUGCUCUUCUCUACACCGAACGGCUGGGAUCGCCACUCCUGCCAUCCUCACACCCUACCUUCCAACAGUACGUUUCCGCAGGUCUCCAACACAUGACCGCCCUGGAGAUUACAUCCUGCGUCAACAAAUUCCUCCUCUGGCCAUUGUUCAUCAUCGGGACGGAAUGCGUCGACGAGCAACAUCGAAACGUCAUCCGGGAGAGAUGUAUUGAGGUGCAGAAAGAAAGUGGGUUUUGGAACAACAUCAGUGGACUGGAAGUUUUGGAGAAAGUUUGGCGUGAGGUUGGCAAUAAUGUGCAGGGCAUGGAAGCGGCGGAAAUCAAGGCUCGGAGACGAGAUUCUGAAGCGGGCAGAACUGGGAGGCAUGGACAGGCGUUCAGGUGGAGGAAGGCCAUGGAUCGGAUUGAUGGGGAAUAUAUUGUUAUCUGA
Molecule: messenger RNA, 2409 nt
Organism: Pseudocercospora fijiensis CIRAD86
Lineage: Eukaryota; Fungi; Ascomycota; Dothideomycetes; Mycosphaerellales; Mycosphaerellaceae
Exons: 2
Biological process (GO): positive regulation of transcription by RNA polymerase II
Cellular component (GO): nucleus
Molecular function (GO): DNA-binding transcription factor activity, RNA polymerase II-specific; transcription cis-regulatory region binding; zinc ion binding
Source: RefSeq, a predicted model, not a curated record